AUGAGCGAGCCGUGCAGGGUAGGGACGGGACCGGUACGUCAUACUGGAGGUUCAAUGUCUGUCCUAAAGCAUGCAGAAGUUUUGGCUGCGGAACUUGGGUGUGAAGCCAAUCUCACUGAGGUGCAUCAUCAUAUGCAUACCACGAAGAGUGAUCAGACGAAGUACGUCGAUGAGCGAUCGAGGAAGACUACUGAGCUAUUUGAGGAGCGAAUGCAAGCCGCCACGCAGACUGUAAAGGGGAGCACAAGGUCUACGCCUGUGCAUACAAACCAAGUGUUUAUCGCCCUUGAAGGGAUGAAGAAGCAGCACAUUUACAAACUUGGCACAGUUUGCUCAGCGUACGUAGCAUCACAGGCCGCCUCUAGUAGGCGUACUGGAGGUGCUUCAUCGUCGUAG
This is a messenger RNA of Mercurialis annua (annual mercury), 396 nucleotides long. RefSeq lists its product as uncharacterized. The transcript has 3 exons. The record is from RefSeq and is a predicted model, not a curated record. Lineage: Eukaryota; Viridiplantae; Streptophyta; Magnoliopsida; Malpighiales; Euphorbiaceae. The coding region runs from base 1 to 396 and encodes 131 amino acids.